Molecule: messenger RNA, 765 nt
Organism: Punica granatum (pomegranate)
Lineage: Eukaryota; Viridiplantae; Streptophyta; Magnoliopsida; Myrtales; Lythraceae
Source: RefSeq, a predicted model, not a curated record
AUGACCGCUAAGAAUAAGGUUGGGAUGAUUGAUGGAACGGUGGCAAGGCCACCGGAAGGAGACCCAAAUCGGGCGAAAUGGGAAAUCUCCAACGCCUUAGUAAUAUCCUGGAUCUUCAAUACGUUGGAUUCGAAGCUCCAAUCCAGCGUGGCCUGUGCGACGGUGGCUCAGGACCUGCUGGAGGAUCUCAGAGAGAGAUAUUCGCAAGGGAAUGAGACAAGGAUUUAUCAAUUAAAAGCAGAGAUCGGAAAAUUGAAGCAGGACGGCAUGACAAUUCCGAGAUAUUACUCUCGGCUGAAGGGGCUUUGGGAUGAAUUAGACAAUUACCUCCAAAUUCCGGCGUGCACCUGUUCGGCGGCCAAAACGUAUGCGGCUCAGAGAGAACGGGAGAAAAUUCAUCAAUUCUUGAUGGGAUUAGGGUCAGAAUAUGCAACGGUGAGGUCGAAUAUCCUCAGCCACGAACCGGCCCACUCUCUGAACAAGGUACAUGCCCUAAUUCUGCAUGAAGAGAGACAAAAAAUGGUGGCUUUGUCUCAUGAGAAUACUACACCAGAUGCUGCAGUAUUUCUGAGCAAACUUACUGGGAACAAAGCGGAGAUGCAGGGCAGUGGCGGAACCUCGGGCUACGGAGGACAGAUAGGAGGUAGAGGAGGGACGAGCAAGACUUGCUACCACUGUGGCCGUCCCGAGCAUCUCAAGAAUUCCUGCUGGUUGCUCCAUGGCUUCCUGGGUACCUGGGAUUCAAAGAAGGAAAAGGGAAAAUGA